ACCGGCAGCGCUGCCUCCAGCGGGGACUCCUGCGGCUCGCGCGCGCCCUCCAGCGCCAGCUCCGACACCGACUCGGAGAACGUGUGGGUGGAGGUCCUGCUGUCCUUCUCCCUCCGACGGAACAUCGCCACCAUCUUCGACCAGUCGGUGGGCGCCGACACCAUCCCUACCAUCCACGGGCUGCGCUCCAUCUCCAUGGCCUGGGUCAUCCUGGGACACACCUGCAUCGUGGCCUUCAAGUACUCAGACAACAUGGAGUUGCGUGGACUGGUGGAGAAGGAGCUGCUCUUCCAGACCAUUCUCAACGGCGCCUUCUCCGUGGACACCUUCUUCAUGAUCAGCGGUCUGCUCGUGUCCUUCCUGUACUUCAGGACGACGGCCAAGCUGGACGUGACCAAGAUCACCAAGAUGACGGGCAUCCGGUCCAACGCCCUGGAGUUUGUCGGACUCCUCAUGUACCGCUUCCUUAGGUUGACGGCGCCCUACCUCUUCUCGCUGGGCAUGGUGCAGGUGACGAUGAAGUGGUUCUACUACAACAGCGUGUUCGAACCGCCGACCAUGGACCACGUCAACUGCCCCAACUACUGGUGGCGCAACGUGCUCUACAUCAACACCCUCUUCCCCGUCAAGGACAUGUGCAUGCUUUGGAGCUGGUACCUCGCCGACGACACCCAGUUCUACGUCCUCGGGGUCAUCCUCCUCAUCCUCGCCACCAGGUUAAACCACAUCCGCCUGUCGGCCGCCACGCUCGUCAUGUUCAUGGUGAGCUCGUGGUGCACCACGGCCUACAUCGCCUACAGCAACGAGCACAUGCCCGCCGAGGACGACCCGCUCGCGCUCUUCGACAAGAUCUACGACAAGCCGUGGACGCGGCUCGGCCCGUACCUCGUGGGCAUGGCCGUCGGCUGGAUCCUGUUCAAGACCGACUGCAAGAUACGCAUGAGCAAGGUGACGGUGCUGCUCGGCUGGGCGGUGAGCUUCGGCUGCCUGCUGACGCUGUUGUACGGGCUCUACGGCGCCGUCCUGGACCCCAUCACCGCGGCCGCCUACUCCUCGCUGUCGCACACGGCGUGGGCCAUGUGCAUCUCCUGGAUCGUCAUCGCCUGCUCGUGCGGCUACGGAGGUCCCAUCAACAGGAUCCUGUCGUGGACGGUGCUGUACCCGUUCAGCAGGGUCACCUACUGCGCGUACCUGGUGCAUCCCGUCGUCAUCCGACUCCUCAGCAUGAAGAUGGACGCGCCGCUGCACCUGGGCGCCUACACCAUCUUCAUCCUGUUCCUGGGCAUGCUCGUCGCGUCCUACCUCUUCGCCUUCGUGCUCUCGCUGGCCUUCGAGGCGCCCGUGGUCACCAUGUUGCGCCUGAUCUCCCCGAAGCGGAAGGCCGGCGUUGGCAGGGACCAGUAGCCGCCGUCGUCGCCGCUGCCCGACACAUUGAUGCCAAAGCCCCAAGCCACCAGCCACUACAACAGCCUCGCGGCCUUGUUGGCCUGGUUCGACGAUGUCGUCGAUUUAUUUUCACUUUUAUGACAAUUGCUAGUUUUGAUUAUCGUCCUUUUUCAUUUUAUUUUUUUUUCUUUUACUUUUUAGACCUUUUGAGUCGCCAAUCUUACCAUAGCCAAUGUCUCAAGAGUUCCUAGAUAGUAUGACAAUUAUAUUUUUUAAAACAAAAAACAAAACAUUAUGAAUGGGAAAGUUGGGUUUGUUUUCUUAUUACAGAGAUUGUCAACAAAUUGGCGUAUGGACUGCCUCACCCAUAUCGUUUCAGAAAACACAACCACAAGUAUCAUGUAGUUUCCUGUACACUGAAGGGUCUGCCUUGAACUUGGUCCACACUUUUUGUUAGACACUGAGAAAUAAAAGGACAGGACCGAGUCUACAUGGUGGCUGACUGGCUCUCCCUACUUUCGUAGUAUAUCUAAGAAAGUGGACCGGGCCAAUCAGCCCCCUGGAAUAUAUGAAAGGACCCUACAGAGUACAAAUAUUGAUGUUGCUUCUUCAAGCAGAUUGACACGGGAAAACGGUCGACAAAAAAGGGAAAUAUUUUUUUAGUAAUGAUGCAUUUUUCUCAUGAGUUAGAAUAAAAUAUCUGAUUGCUUUUGUUUGCAACCAAUGCAUAUCGUCUGAUAUAUAAAUAAUGUAUAUUUGUUAUAUGAUUGUACAUGUGAUCUUUUGAAUGAAUGAGUUUGUUGUGUAUAUACAUGAAUGCAUGUGUUUUGUGGUAUGUACAUUUGAGAGUGAAGAGAAAGAGUCAGUCUGUUGUUUUGAUUAGUUAGGCUGGAUAUGUUACUAUUAGAACAGUUCAUUCAUCAUUUAAUUUGUAACUACUUAGUUUAGAAAAUCUAGUUAAUAUUUCAAAGAAACCUAACAUCAUUAUUUUCCCUGUAGACUGGAGUACUUGAGACCCUGUCUGUUAUUUUGGUUGUAACAUAUCAAGUGUUUUUAAAUAGCUACAAGUAUGACACACGUGUAAACAGGGUAAUCAUGACAAGAAAACAAAGACAUCAGUUGUAGAAAUAAGAAAAUCAGUACUUAUAAUUGCAGCCAACAAACACAUUUUUUUGAUAAAAUGAUUGCUACAAUGAAACAUGUAAAAUAAUAUGUAAGAUAAGUAAGGAAUAAAUUAUUAGGCUAUAAACAAACAAAAUGUACAAGUGAUGUUAAAAAAUAAAAGUUCUUGUAAUGAAA
Molecule: messenger RNA, 2685 nt
Organism: Frankliniella occidentalis (western flower thrips)
Lineage: Eukaryota; Metazoa; Arthropoda; Insecta; Thysanoptera; Thripidae
Product: nose resistant to fluoxetine protein 6
Molecular function (GO): acyltransferase activity, transferring groups other than amino-acyl groups
Source: RefSeq, a predicted model, not a curated record